Tinamus guttatus (white-throated tinamou) is the source of this 1089-nucleotide messenger RNA. RefSeq names its product putative P2Y purinoceptor 10. Gene Ontology annotation, molecular function: G protein-coupled receptor activity. Gene Ontology annotation, biological process: positive regulation of Rho protein signal transduction; phospholipase C-activating G protein-coupled receptor signaling pathway. Gene Ontology annotation, cellular component: plasma membrane. NCBI's taxonomy places the organism in Eukaryota, Metazoa, Chordata, Aves, Tinamiformes, Tinamidae. The record is from RefSeq and is a predicted model, not a curated record.
AUGGAGAGCAAUGUGUCCACAGGGAACUGCAGCCACCCGCAGAUGUCCUUCCAGUCCACGCUGUACGCCACCACGUACACCAUCAUCUUUGUGCCUGGGCUGCUGGCAAACAGCGCUGCCCUCUGGGUCCUGUGCCGCUUCAUCAGCAAGAAGAGCAAAGCCGUGAUCUUCAUGAUCAACCUGGCCAUGGCCGACCUGGCCCACGUGCUCUCCCUGCCACUGCGAAUAUACUAUUAUAUCAACCACACGUGGCCUUUUGGGAGGUUCCUCUGCCAGCUGUGCUUCUACCUGAAGUACCUCAACAUGUACGCCAGCAUCUGCUUCCUCACCUGCAUCAGCAUCCAGCGGUACCUCUUCCUCCUCCACCCGUUCAGGGCCAAGGGCUGGAAGCGCCGCUACGACGUGGCCAUCAGCGCCGCCGUUUGGCUCUUCGUCGGCGCCGCGUGCUUGCCGCUGCCCAUCGUGCGGACACCGGCCCUGUCCAACGCCACCAACACCUGCUUCUCGGACCUGGGCGUGAAGCAGCUGGCGCCGGGCGCCUCCAUCGCGCUGGUGACGGUGGCGGAGCUCUUCGGCUUCGUGCUGCCCUUGGCCAUCAUCGCGUGCUGCACGUGGAGGAUGCGGCGCUCCUUGCAGGACGGGUGCACCCCGCUGCAGAGCGGCGGCGAGAAGCAGCGGGCCUGGCGGAUGCUGCUCAUGUGCGCCGCCGUCUUCUUCGUGUGCUUCACCCCCUACCACAUCAACUUCCCCUUCUUUAUGAUGGUCAUCGAGAACAUCAUCAAGGACUGCGCCGUGCACCGCAGCGCGCUCCGCUUCCACCCCGUCUCCCUCUGCCUCGCCAGCCUCAACUGCUGCCUCGACCCCGUCCUCUACUACUUCUCCACGUCCGAGUUCCAGGACGAGCUGCUGCGGCUCCGCUGCGCUGCCCUGCGCUCCCGCCUGGGCAGCCCCGGCGGCCGGAUCCGCAGAAAAACGUGGAGAUUUCCACGCUUCGGAUUCUGGUCCCUCCCAAAGUUCUUACGUCGAAUAAACAGCAGGGAGAUGCCUCCAAUGCCCCCAGACGAGCUGUUGCUAGAGUCCAUCUCUUGA